Molecule: messenger RNA, 3645 nt
Organism: Closterium sp. Naga37s-1
Lineage: Eukaryota; Viridiplantae; Streptophyta; Zygnematophyceae; Desmidiales; Closteriaceae
Source: the annotation of a GenBank genome assembly
AUGGCCGCUCGCGUUCCCCGGACGCACGUCAUAUGCGUUCUUCUCGUCGCCCUGCUGCUGCAGACUCAAUGCUCCCAAGCCCAAGAGUUCAUAAAAGGCGUCGCACUCGUCAGGGGCGCGUCGGGGAAAGUGGAAACUCAGAGUGCAACAAUCGGAGCUGCUGCCACGUCAUCACAAGCGAGCGCCUACGAUCCCGCAGCGGCGGACGCGGUGGUGGUGGAGGCGGCGGCGGCGGCGAAGCGGACGCGCGCGCCUCUGCGAUACAGUCGCAAGGAGGUGAUUUCGUCGUUCAACAAGGCGGCACACCUCCUGCGACUCUCCGCGAAUAGCUUGACGCAAUCGUCACCGCUUCCCUCCUCUUCUACCCCUCUCCCCAUCUCCCUCCCCUCCCCCUUCCUCCCCUCUCUCUCCCCACUUCAUCCUCCCAGGCGCUUUACUCGCCUGUUCACGGCGAUGCAGGCGUUUCGCAACGCAGUGGCGCUGGUGGAGAUGGGCAAGCGCAACUACGAUCUCGCAGAACCCCAAAUGCUCAACGGCAUUCUCCCUCUCAUACCCCCUCCCCUCUCCCAGGCAAUUUACUCGCCUGUUCACGGCGAUGCAAGCCUUUCGCAACGCAGUGGCGCUGGUGGAGAUGGGCAAGCGCAAGUACGAUCUCGCAGAACCUCACAUGCUCAACGGCAUUCUCCCUUUUAUACCCCCUCCCCCACCUCCAGACACUUUACUCGCCUGUUCACAGCGAUGCAAGCCUUCCGCAACGCAGUGGCGCUGGUGGAGAUGGGCAAGCGCAAGUACAACCUCGCAGAACCCCAGAUGCUCAACGGCAUUCUCCUCUUGAAGCAGGAGAUUCCCAAGAUCGAGCCUGCGCAGCUGGCUCGGGAGCUGGGUCGGCAGGUCACCGGGCCUGAGGGCCAGGCUCGGAACUACGCGGUUUCGGCGCUGAGGGUGGCUCAGAAUGGCCUGACGUCUUUUGAGGUGCAGAAGAACACGAAGAGGAUGCAGGAGCUGAGAGAUCAGCAGCUGCAGCGGGUGCAGAAGGAGAAGCAGCAGCAGCAGCAGCAGCAGCAGCAGGGGGUGCAGGGGCAAGGGGGUGCCGUGGACACGUCACCUCCUUCCACCGGCCUCCGCGGCAGCAGCAGCAGUAACCGCCGGCCACGUGGCAUCCCCACCGGCGGGAAUGGCGCCGCGAUUUCCAGUAACGGGUCGGCCACGCGAUUCGCGCCUGGAGCGCCGUUGAAGCGACCGUUGGAGCGGACGAGAGACAGAGUCUUUGAGGAAGAUCCGGCGGAGGAAGCCGCCGCUGCGCGCCGCGCGAUCGGCGCGCCGCUGUACGACGCGCAGGGACUCGCGAAAUUCUACUCGAAGCGACCGUUAGAGGUGGUGGGUCGAGCGAUGCGCGUAACCACGGCUCUCGGCUCCGUCGCCGUCUCCGUCCUGAUCGACCGGCAACGAGGCCAGCUAGACGCCAACAUGCCGCGCCGAGCCUCGCAGCUUCGGCGCGCGCUGACGAGCCUGGGCCCCACGUUCGUGAAGCUAGGUCAGGCGCUCUCCACCCGCCCGGACCUGUGCCCGCCGGCUUAUUUGGACGAGCUCGCGUUGCUGCAGGACGCGCUGCCGACGUUUCCCGAUGCAGAGGCGUUUGCGUGCAUAGAAGGGGAGCUGGGUCGACAGAUGGAAACCAUGUUCGAGUCGAUUAGCCCUUCCCCGAUUGCUGCUGCUAGUCUCGGGCAGGUCUACAAGGCGCGUUUGAGCGGGUCGGGGACCGAAGUGGCAGUGAAGGUGCAGCGCCCGGGCAUCACAACAGCCAUCGGGCUGGACUUUCUGCUCAUCAGGGGGCUGUGCUCGCUGGUGGAUAAAUACGUUGAUUCGCUCACGACCAGCUCGGUGGCGCUUCUAGACGAGUUUGCAGACCGGGUGUACCAGGAGCUCAACUACGUUCAAGAAGCUCGCAACGCGCGGCGCUUUCGGCAGCUGUAUGGCAACCAGAACGGGGUGUAUGUGCCGCAGAUCGUGUGGCGCAACACAUCGUGCCGGGUGCUGUGCAUGGAGUGGGUGGAUGGGGUGAAGCUGAGCGAUGCAGCGAGCAUGAGGCAGAACAACCUUGAUGUCAUUGACUUAGUGGAUAUCGGGAUUCAAUGCUCCCUCAGGCAACUCUUGGAGUUUGGCUACUUCCAUGCGGACCCUCAUCCCGGCAACCUGCUUGCCAUGUCUGAUGGCCGCCUGGCCUUCCUUGACUUUGGCAUGAUGAGUGAGACGCCUCCUCGAGCCCGCUUCGCCAUCAUAGGCCACGUGGUGCAUCUGGUGAACCGGGAUUAUGAAGCCAUGGCUCGGGAUUAUUAUGAGCUCGACUUUCUAGACCCCUCAGUGGACGUGGCGCCCAUAGUGCCGGCUUUGAGGGGAUUCUUCGAUGAUGUGCUGCAGGCGACUGUCAGCGAGCUUAACUUUAAAACCAUAGUGGAUGGCCUAGGGGCGGUGCUAUACCAAUACCCUUUCAAUGUCCCGGCCUACUACGCGCUCAUCCUGCGCUCCCUCACGGUGCUUGAGGGCCUGGCUCUCUACUCCGACCCCAACUUCAAGGUCCUGGCAGCAGCAUACCCCUACAUGGCAAAGCGCCUCCUGACCGACCCCAACCCCUACCUGCGGGACGCCCUAACCGAGCUUCUCUUCAAAGACGGGGUUUUCCGCUGGUCGCGCCUGGAGAACCUCCUCACGCAGGGGCAGAGAGACCGCGACUACAAGACAACCGACAGGGGCAGAGAGACCACUGCCAUGCGCCUACUUUCCCUCCCCCCUGCUGCUUUUUUCUUGUCUCACCCACCCACCCAUUACAGGUGCUCGCAGCAGCAUACCCCUACAUGGCCAAGCAACCUCCUCACGCAGGGGCAGCGCGACCGCGACUACAAGACAACCGACGCCCUCCAGCCGCUCAUGGCCCUCAUCCUAGGGCCCGAGGGAAAACCGCUGAGAGCACUGGUGGUUGCUGAAGGGGUGAGGGUCGCAGAGGCGCUGCUGGUGGCUGGGGCUGUGGAUGGGGCGAUGGAAGUGUUACCAGAUGCGGUUACCACCGCGCUGCUGCCCCGACCGCUGGUGCCGCUGAGAGAAGCGUUAGAGGCGGCGAGAGGGGGGGGUGGGGGUGCGGGUGGGAGCGGGGGUGCGGGAGGGGGUGCGGGGGUGGGGAGGGGAGCGGGGAGGGGGGAUGCGAGAGGGAGGAGUAUGGAGGAGAUGGUGGAGUUGAGGGCGCAGGUGCUGCGGUGCUGGGCUUUGCUGAGGACUUCGGAUGGGUUUGACCCGGCAAGCCUGCUUCCGCUUGUGGAUGUGAGUGCUGUUGUGGUGCUGUGGUGGUUUGUUGAUAUGUCUGAGGAGGCGAGGGAGAUGGGGUCAGACUUUGCUACAGGCUCGCUGCAGGGACUGGACACUCAUGUUUUUCUUUCUGCUUUUGACCCAAAACCCAUCCCAACCGCUUGCUACCCCGCAGGUGCUGCAACAGGAGGAGGUGAGGGAGAUGGGAUCGGAUUUUGCUACAGGCCUGCUGCAGAGACUGGCAGCACGCUCGCUACAGCUGCUGCUACAACCUCCGCCUUCCUCCCAGACCCCUGCACCUGCACCAGCUCUGUAGGGCUCUUGCAGCCAGCGCCCAAGGCUUUCUAG